AUGGGUAAGCUGGUCGCCAAAUUUAGGCAUGAACGGCCUCCAACCCCUCCACAGCGGCCACGACUUUUGUGCUCGUCGAAAUAUGUCGUGGCUCCGGUUUCUUACGGUGGUCGACAUCCAAUCAUUCUCUCAAUAAACCGCGAGUCCCGUGAAGAAGCACUCCGCCACCUCACCCCUCUGUUUAACGCAUACUGGAAUCUGGAGAUCGAUGCGCCUUAUUUCGAAUGGGAUCCUGAAGAGGAUAUGUUGCUCACUAGGGAGAUGAGACUAGCGGGUGAGUUGGAUGUGUUCAAAAAUCUCGCAAUCGACUGGACAAUUUGGUGUCUUGGUUUCAUGGAAAUCCCAGUAAGAUGGUACAAUAAUGGCAAAGUGGAAUUGGCUGCACCGGGACUUAACCAGAAUAGAAUUGCGACACUCAAAAAUUUGCCCAACAUCAAGUGUUGCACACUUGUACCUACCAAUCGCACAAUGCAACGGGAUCUACUUGAGUCGGACGUGCCUUGGACUUUAGGUCCAUUGUCCGCGGACACUAUGUUAGACGAUGGUUGGAAGAAGGUUGAAAAUCGUGCCCUAACGGAGAUUGAACAUGCGAGAAUGCGCUUGCUUGAGGGUAGACUUGCAUUAGAUCUUCACUUGAUGACUAUUCAUGGUAGGAAGAGAGAGCCUUUGCCGCCGGGCAAGCCUAAAAAGUUGUUUGGACAGACAGCCCUGUCAGACUUGCAGUGGUACCCGCACGACGAUGGCAGAGGCUGUACAGACGCUCCCGUGUUUUGGAAACAAUAA
Molecule: messenger RNA, 783 nt
Organism: Talaromyces rugulosus
Lineage: Eukaryota; Fungi; Ascomycota; Eurotiomycetes; Eurotiales; Trichocomaceae
Exons: 2
Coding region: 1-783 (260 amino acids)
Source: RefSeq, a predicted model, not a curated record